Molecule: messenger RNA, 2172 nt
Organism: Symbiodinium sp. CCMP2456
Lineage: Eukaryota; Dinophyceae; Suessiales; Symbiodiniaceae
Source: the annotation of a GenBank genome assembly
AUGAACUACACCAUGAACUCCACAGCAAAGCCGGGAGAAUGGUACAUCAUGGACGCAACCGGGCAGUGCGUGGCAGCAUUCGGUACUUCCGCCACCGAGCCAACAGUUCAGAAGUGUCCUCCAGGCUUCUACUGUGCCGGCGGCCUCGAGCCGCCUCGCAGUUGCAGCUCGGGCGACCACUGCCCCGUGGGCACGGGCCUGGAAGACCGUUCUUGUCCACUGGGAUUCUAUUGCCCCAUACCGGCAGCAGAUGUCCGACCUUGUCCGGCAGGCGGCCAUUGCCCUCGGGGCGCACAGAGCCCUCAGGCCUGCCAAGCCGGGCGCUUCUGCCCGCCAGGGGAGGAUGCCAUCUGCCCCCAGGGCCACUAUUGCCCUUACGGCACGGAAGCUCCGAAGCGAUGCAAGCCCCUCUUCAGAUGUCCUCCAGGCAGCAAGGCCGAAGAUCCUUGGUUCUUCUCCUUGGCGAUCCUGGGAGCAGUGGUCGGGGUCGGCUUCUUGGGCUCGAUGCUUUACAUGGAGAUGGUGCAGAACGAUUUGUGGGCCUGCGCCGUUUGUGCAGCCUGCGCUGGACUCAUGUGGCUGGUCGACGAGGCCAUUGCUCUUUUCCUGUCCCUCACCUUUGUUUCAGUGGCAGCCAAUUGGGCCCUGCUCCGGAUCGGCGGCGUGGACCCGGCUGUUGCACAGAGCCUGCUGUUGUGCACGGCCGGUGUGGCAGUGGCACUGCUUUGGUUGGUACAUCCACCGUGGGCAGUCUUCUUCGGUGGGCUGCUCAUGUGCUGCGCAAUCGCCUACCUCAUGUCACGGCAGAACCGCACUGCCGUCCUCGUGGGGCGCCUUCUCCUGCUGGUUGCCUUCGCGGCGCUCAUCUUCAGCUACUCCCAGGUGGAUCCGGGCUUCACCGUGGCCUUGGGCAUCGUCCUGCUGAUCCAAGUCCUCGGCAUCAUCCUCUCAUGGGUGCACUUCGUGAGCGUUGCCAACAUCAGCCCCCUGGCAGACGUUCAGAGCAUCUGGACGGCCAUGGCCAAGGGCCAGGAUCCGAGCAGCAUCGUCCCCGCCCUCCAGGAAAUUGGACUUGAUGGCAUCAUCUCCGGAGAGCCACAAGGACCUGCCCUGGCGCUGACUACACGAAUGUGGGUGCGCAAGCUCGAAGUCGCCGCGCAAACUCUGGCCGAGGUCAUGUACGAGAGGAAGCGCCGGGCCCAAAAUGUGGAGUACUUCAAGGCUCACACCGACAGCCUCCUUUGGGACUAUCUCCGCAAUCGGCUCGCACCGGUGGUCCCGCCGUGUGACAGACAUCUCCCAGAAGGCAUCCCGAGCCACAUCGACGGGUGGUCGUUCGGCAGUUCACGCAGAACACCCAGCGGCGUGGUUUACCGUCUAAACUGCCGACGACAAGAAAGCCCCGGCCUUGUAGGCACAGGCGUUACGACUCGCGAGGUCGCACGCCUUGUAGAUAAGUCCACGAUCCGAGACAUCAAUGGCAUUAUGUCACUGAAGAGGAUGGUGGAUGUUCUUUGGAUGGUUAGCUGCGACAAGUGGCAGCACCCAAACAUUCAGAGGCUUUUUCAGAUCUACCAUUCCCCGACUCACAUCAUAAUGCGGAUGGAGUACUCCGGCGCUGGAAGUCUCCAUGACCGCCUCGUCCGCAGGAGCCGAAGGCCUCUGUCGUUUCUGAAGACGUCACAGAUCUUGCAGCAGAUCUUCAAAGCGGUGACCCACCUCCACCUGGCAGCAAAGGUGUGCCACCGGGAUCUCAAACCUGAGAACUUUGAUUUGCACGAGACUCCAGACAUGGUGACGGUGAAGUUAACGGGCUUCCAGAUCGCUUUUGUCCUCGAGGAGCCGGUGCUAUGCCAUCAAAAGUGUGGGACGCUGCCCUUUGUGGCUCCAGAGGUGCUGAAGGGCGAAGGGUAUCAUGCUCUGCCCGUGGACCUGUGGGGUGUUGGCAUUACCAUCAUCGAGGUGAUCUGUGGCUCUCGUACAGUCGACGAGGCCUUGGGCAUCUCGGAGGAAGACCAUCCCGCGCUUGGCUACCGCUGGCCGGAUGGCUCCUUCUUGCAGAAACUCUUGGAAGGUUUUCAGGAGCCUGGCUCUUCCGGACAGCUUCUGCAGACGCGCUGCCUGCCGCAGCUGCGGCACUUCCUUCCCUCACUGGAGCGGUUGGCCCGGUGA